Molecule: messenger RNA, 2550 nt
Organism: Pteropus alecto (black flying fox)
Lineage: Eukaryota; Metazoa; Chordata; Mammalia; Chiroptera; Pteropodidae
Gene: PRMT3
Product: protein arginine methyltransferase 3
Exons: 16
Coding region: 128-1726 (532 amino acids)
Biological process (GO): peptidyl-arginine methylation
Cellular component (GO): nucleus
Molecular function (GO): protein-arginine N-methyltransferase activity
Source: RefSeq, a predicted model, not a curated record
CUGUCCCUGCCUCGCGCUCGGGCUCGCGCUCGCUCCAGGGGGCCCGGCCUCCGAGAUUUCCGCGGCGCCUGCGCGCUCGUUGCUCAACCCUGUCCCCGCCCCCAGCGCUCUGGGCUCCGGGGGCACCAUGGCCAUGUGCUCGUUAGCGUCGGGCGCUACUGGCGGCCGGGGCGCUUUGGAGGAUGAGGAGGACCUGCCAGAACUGUCAGACAGCGGUGACGAGGCCGCCUGGGAGGAUGAGAACGAUGCUGACCUUCCCCACGACAAGCAGCAGACCCCCUGCCUGUUUUGUGACAGGUUAUUUACAUCUGCUGAAGAAACAUUUUCACACUGUAAGUCUCAGCAUCAAUUUAAUAUUGAUAACAUGGUCCACAAACAUGGACUUGAAUUCUAUGGAUAUAUCAAACUAAUAAAUUUUAUUAGACUUAAGAAUCCUACAGUUGAGUAUAUGAAUUCCAUAUACAACCCAGUGCCUUGGGAGAAAGAAGAGUAUUUGAAGCCAGUACUAGAAGAUGACCUUUUACUUCAAUUUGAUGUAGAAGAUCUUUAUGAACCGGUAUCAGUUCCAUUCUCAUACCCCAAUGGACUUACUGAAAAUACCUCCAUUGUUGAAAAACUGAAACACAUGGAAGCCAGGGCGCUGUCUGCUGAAACUGCGUUAGCUAGAGCACGUGAAGAUCUGCAAAGAAUGAAACAAUUUGCUCAGGAUUUUGUGAUGAACGCAGAUGUCAGAACCUGCUCGUCAUCUACUGCCAUUGCAGACCUCCAGGAGGAUGAGGAUGGUGUUUAUUUCAGCUCAUACGGGCAUUAUGGGAUACAUGAAGAAAUGCUAAAGGACAAAAUACGAACAGAAAGUUACCGUGAUUUUAUAUACCAAAAUCCACAUAUCUUCAAAGACAAGAUAGUUUUGGAUGUUGGUUGUGGAACUGGAAUUCUUUCUAUGUUUGCUGCUAAAGCUGGGGCGAAGAAGGUUCUUGGAGUUGAUCAAUCUGAAAUCCUUUACCAGGCAAUGGAUAUCAUAAGACUAAAUAAACUGGAAGAUACUAUUAUACUAAUUAAAGGAAAGAUUGAAGAAGUUCAUCUUCCUGUAGAAAAAGUGGAUGUUAUUAUAUCCGAGUGGAUGGGCUAUUUUCUUCUUUUUGAGUCUAUGUUAGAUUCUGUCCUAUAUGCGAAGAACAAAUACUUGGCUAAAGGAGGAUCAGUCUACCCUGAUAUUUGCACAAUCAGCCUUGUGGCAGUAAGUGAUGUGAAUAAACAUGCUGAUAGAAUUGCUUUUUGGGAUGAUGUCUAUGGCUUUAAUAUGUCCUGCAUGAAGAAGGCAGUUAUUCCAGAAGCUAUUGUGGAAGUUUUAGAUCCGAAGACUCUUAUUUCAGACUCUGAUAGUAUUAAGCAUAUAGAUUGCCACACAGCAUCUGUCUCAGAUUUGGAGUUUUCUUCAGAUUUUACCCUGAAAAUUACAAAGACAUCCUUGUGCACGGCAAUUGCUGGCUACUUUGAUAUAUAUUUUGAGAAGAAUUGCCGCAACAGAGUCUUGUUUUCUACGGGCCCCCAGAGCACCACAACACACUGGAAACAAACAAUAUUUCUAUUGGAAAAGCCAUUUUCAGUUAAAGCAGGUGAAGCCUUGAAAGGAAAGAUCACAGUCCACAAGAAUAAGAAAGACCCACGUUCUCUCAUUGUGACCCUCACAUUGAAUAAUUCAACUCAAACUUACAGUCUCCAGUGAUAAAGCCACAAAAGCACAACUACCUUGCAGUUUUUUAUCGUGGGAGCUGGAUGGGUAUGGGAUGGAGGGAGGAGUUUUAUGUGAGCACAUGGGUGAUGGAUCCUUUCCUUAAUGAGUCUCCUCAGUAGAAUCAGGAAUUGAUGUAAUGCAGCUAAGGAAGGAAUCCACUGACUAGUAGUCCACCCAUAUUCACAUUCUUGGAAGUCUGUUCAGCAAGAUGUAACCAAAUGUAACUCCUACAUUGAGUUUAGCUAUAUUGGGAAUUACUUAAAUUAGCCUAAAUUUGGAACAGAAAUAGUCUUGUUUUUAGUAAGUUUCCUACUAUAAAUUUUAAAUAUUAGUAAUUGAUUAGUUAUUUAGAUAAUGUUUUAUUAAACAUUAAAGGCAUUACACAUUUUAUUGCAGAUUUCCUCUUUGAGAAGUAGUUAUUAAUCGUAUUAUUUGUUAGAAUAUCAGGAUAUAAUAGAUAAAAGGCCAAGUGUAAGGGACUGAAAUAUGGAAAAGAGCACCACACAGUUCAUAUUUGAGGACAGCUUAGUUGAUUAUCCUGUAGUUCUGUCCCUUCAUCCCUCUGCAAAUAUUCUUUAGCAGUUUAGUUUUCUAGUACUGCCCAAGAAAUCUCAUUUCGAUACAUUUAUUCUAGGUUUCAUAAAAGUUUUUAAAGAUUGGGGUAUUUAUUUACUAAUAUAUCUUUUUCAAACUAGAUUUAUGUGCAAAGUUAUACAUGUAACAAUGUGCUUAUCACUAUAUACAGUUGUGUCAUUUACAAUUAUUGACUCAGUUUGAAAUGCAGAAAACAUUUAAUAAAAUGUAUACAACAACCA